Molecule: messenger RNA, 3784 nt
Organism: Coregonus sp. 'balchen'
Lineage: Eukaryota; Metazoa; Chordata; Actinopteri; Salmoniformes; Salmonidae
Source: the annotation of a GenBank genome assembly
GCUUCCUGCCUGGCUGUCUGCUUCCUGCCUGACUGGCUGCUUCCCGCCAUAUAAAACCCCCACCUCUUCCUUUCUCCUCCAGUUCUGCCUUCUCCUCUGAAUCCUCGACGUCAGCCUGUGAAGGAAAAGAAAACCAGACAAAAUGGUGAGUGCUGACGCAGAUUAUAAAAUCAUUUAUGUAUUUAUUUCACGUGCUAUUCAAACGAAAAUGACAGGAUUAGAUUAGAUUAGGCUGAAAAACAUGUGGACGAUGGAUUCUGUUAUAUAAAGACCAUGUCUGAAAUCUGUUUUGCCUACUAAUUAAAAAACGUCACUAAUCGUUGUAAAUAGUAUUUAAAACGUACUGUUUAGUAAAACCUAAUGCAGUAAGAAACACAUCAACAUACUAAACUCACCCAUCCUGAGAAUGUCAUCUAAUGCGCAGUUGCGUUGAUUCCCGCCCUUAACUAUCACGUUAUCAGCAGAUUGUCUGCAUUGCCUCUUCUUCAUGUCGAUUUUAGUGUGCUAUGUAUACAACAGAUUAAGGGUAAAUGUGAUUUAGAAUAAUUUAGGUAAAAUUAUUUUAUUUUUAUUUUUGUGACAGAAUCUACAGCCGUACAUCCAAUGUGGGUCAGAUAUCAGUGUUCAACUCUCUGAGUCAUUGUUCUACUUGUUGAUAGACUAUCCACUGUUUAAAUAAAACACAUCUUAGAUACAGGACAAAAACAUGAAUUGCAGAUUUUUGUUAUUAUAUUAGAAAAAAUGUACUUUAUUUUUUAUGAGAUUUCGGCUCUUCAAAGAGGAGGAUGGCAUGAAGCUUAAAACGAGGAGAAGCAGUUUGGGAUUGUAGCCAUUUUCUGUGUGAGAGAAAUCUAUCGCUGUUUUACACUGCAGUUGGUGCGCAGCUUGGACCAGAGGGAGGGAGGAGAAGAGACAGAAGAGCGAAAAGGAGGGAGGGAAAAAAAACAGGAGAGAGGAGGAGGGUUGGCUCACAGGAACAAGGCACACCUUUUCCUCUCUGGUCCUCUGCUCUUAAAGAUACAGGGUCAUAAAAAAACGAUCUCUUGUCAAAUGGCAGAGGAUUUGCGAGAUGAUUUACCCAAGUGUCAUAAACCCAAGAUGGUGGCCAAGCAGAAUAGCCUAGCCAAUGGCCGCGUUCGAGAGCAUCAAAACAACUGCAGGCGACUGCCUGAUCUACAAGUUACCUUUCGUCAUAAAUAAUGACUAAUUAUUAUUUGUAGAUCAGUCAGUCUUAAUUUACCCAUGAUACAUUGCAUUUUUUUUAAUCCUCUUGAACACGGCCAAUGACAUUUGUUGAAAUGUCCCUUUGCUAAAUGGGUGGCCAGCUUGUAGUCCUAAAAAAACGUCAAUGAGAUACCUCAGGUUUGUUCAGCCAUCCAUCCCCAAGGAGAAAGUAAAUGGGGGAAGAAUAGGGUUUUGGAAUAGACACCAAAAAUAAGGUCUGAGGUUAACACAGGUUUAGGAGAUCUGAUACGUUCGGUUCUGAGGUAAGUCAGUUAACACAACCUUUAUGAAUUAUGAAGCCUUUAUGUGCUUUUUUAAAAUUAUUAUUACCAACUGUAAAUGCUUCAAAAUUCACAAAGUUAAUUUAGCUGAUGAAGAUUAUCUCAUAUAACAAAACGUAUAAGAUCUUCCUAAGCCUGUGUUUACCACAAAAACUUAUUUUCGGUGUUUAUCCAAAAACCCUAAACAUUUGCAAAGGCAUUAUUUGAUUCAAGUUUCCAUGUCGUUGAUCUCUUGUACCUUCUCUUUUUCAGCGUGAGUGUAUUUCUAUGCAUGUGGGCCAAGCCGGAGUCCAGAUGGGCAACGCCUGUUGGGAGCUGUACUGCCUGGAGCAUGGGAUCCAGCCGGACGGACAGAUGCCCAGCGACAAGACCCGUGGAGGUGGAGACGACUCCUUCAACACCUUCUUCAGUGAGACCGGAGCCGGAAAGCAUGUCCCACGUGCCAUCUUCGUUGAUCUGGAGCCCACUGUCAUCGGUAAGAUGAGACUCCUCUGAAAUCUUUGAAUGAGUUGAUUUGAUAUUCUGUCACAAGAUAUUCCAAAUAUUAGGAUAUUCUCAAUCUACCUUUGUCUUUCAGAUGAGGUGAGGACCGGUAUCUAUCGUCAGCUGUUCCAUCCCGAGCAGCUCAUUACGGGUAAGGAAGAUGCUGCCAACAACUACGCCCGCGGUCACUACACCAUCGGCAAGGAGAUCAUUGACAUCGUGCUAGACAGGACACGCAAACUGGUGAGUCAACUAGGGUUCUACAGGGAACCUUUUUCAUUCAACAAGAUUGUUCUAUGUUUUUUUUUGUGGGUCAAAAGGUUUGACCAGGAACAUAAAGGGUUAUUUUACAGGGACAAGUCGAAGAACCCUUUUAUGGUUCUAGGUAGAAAAUGCAAACAGGUUCUCCAUUUUAUUCUUACUAGCGUAACAUCAUAUUUAAUAAUGUUAUUGUACCAUUUCUCCAUUCAGGCUGAUCAGUGCACUGGGCUCCAGGGAUUCCUCAUCUUCCACAGCUUUGGAGGAGGCACUGGCUCAGGUUUCACCUCCCUGCUGAUGGAACGUCUGUCUGUCGACUACGGAAAGAAGUCUAAGCUUGAGUUCGCCGUUUACCCAGCUCCCCAGGUGUCCACAGCAGUGGUGGAGCCAUACAACUCCAUCCUGACCACCCACACCACCCUGGAGCACUCUGACUGUGCCUUCAUGGUGGACAAUGAGGCCAUCUAUGACAUCUGCCGCAGGAACCUCGACAUUGAGCGUCCCUCAUACACCAACCUCAACAGGCUCAUUGGCCAGAUCGUCUCCUCCAUCACUGCCUCCCUGCGAUUCGAUGGAGCCCUGAAUGUUGAUCUGACAGAGUUCCAGACCAACUUGGUGCCCUACCCCCGUAUCCACUUCCCUCUGGCCACCUAUGCCCCAGUCAUCUCCGCUGAGAAGGCCUAUCACGAGCAGCUGUCAGUUGCUGACAUCACCAACGCCUGCUUCGAGCCAGCCAAUCAGAUGGUGAAGUGUGACCCUCGUCACGGCAAAUACAUGGCCUGCUGUCUCCUGUACCGUGGUGACGUUGUUCCCAAAGAUGUCAACUCUGCCAUCGCUGCCAUCAAGACCAAGAGGAGUAUCCAGUUUGUGGACUGGUGUCCCACUGGCUUCAAGGUGGGGAUCAACUACCAGCCCCCUACGGUGGUUCCUGGAGGAGACUUGGCCAAGGUCCAGAGGGCUGUGUGCAUGCUGAGCAACACCACAGCCAUUGCUGAGGCCUGGGCCCGUCUGGACCACAAGUUUGACCUGAUGUACGCCAAGCGGGCCUUUGUGCACUGGUACGUUGGUGAGGGCAUGGAGGAGGGAGAGUUCUCUGAGGCCAGAGAAGACAUGGCAGCCCUGGAGAAGGAUUAUGAAGAGGUGGGCACUGACAGCGUGGGAGAAGAGGAUGAGGAGGGAGAGGAAUAUUAAAGGGUUAAACAAACUAGGUGUUAGCCACCCUACAUUCCAACCCUGACUGUUGGAGGCCUACACUUAACACGACAGCAACACAUUCCCCACUGCGGUGUUAACAGUCUCUGCUACAUCUAGUCAUGUUCUGUCUGUAUUCUCAAUAAACGCCACGUCUCUUGUCUAGACGAAAAAUAGAAUGUCAAAUGAGUUUGUUUUUUUGAUAUCUGUUGGACUUCUCGCAAAGGCCCCCUCCUACGGCCGUCGAUUUUUAUUAAGCUGCGCAAAUACUGUUGUAGCCUACUGAAGUGGCACAGGUAAAAAUCACUGCAUUUGUAGCCUAGGAGUGACUCAUUCAACUAUCAAUA